AUGACAAAUCCUGGUUCUUUCACAAUGUUACAUAAAUCAGAGGACGGGCGCUUCAUGUAUGUUUUUGUCGCACUAAAUGCAUCAAUCAUAGGAUGGAAAUACUGUUACCCUAUUGUAGUGGUUGAUGGGACAUUCCUCAAAUCAUCACACAGAGGAACAAUGUUAACAGCUAGCGCACAAAAUGCGGCAGGUAAAAUUUUUCCACUAGCAUACGCUGUUGUAGAUUCUGAAAAUGAUGCUUCCUGGGAAUGGUUUUUUGAAAUGUUUAGACAGGCUUUUGGGGAAAGGGAAAGGAUGUGCAUCGUAUCGGAUAGUCAUGCAAGCAUAUUGAGGGGUGCUUCGAUUGUGUAUCCAGAGGUAUCUCACUGCGUAUGCAUCUUUCAUCUUUGGAAUAACAUAAAGAAGCAGUUCAAGAAGAACCAUGACUGGCUGAGGGAAGUAUUUUUUGCAAUGGCCAGAGCAUACAAAAUUGAAGAUUUUAAUCGCCUCAUGCAAGAUAUGGACAGCGUUGAUAAGAGGGUAAGGGGUUACCUAUUCCAAGUUGGUUAUGAAAAGUGGUCUAUAGUGCAUUCCACUAUUAAUAGAUCCAUGGUGAUGACUUCAAAUAUUGCCGAGUCACUCAAUGCAAGGAACAGAGAGGCAAGAGAGCUACCAAUCAUGAGUUUGCUAGAUUACAUGAUGAAUUUGGUUAUGGAAUGGAAUAAUACAAAUAGAAUGACUGCAAUGAGUACAUUUAUUGGCGUAGGAAAAAAAUAUCAUGAAGUACUGAAGGAAAAUAGCUAUUUGUCGCAGAAGAUGACGGUGAGGCCUUCAACCGAUUAUGUAUAUGUAGUAAUGGAUGCUGAACAAAGGCGGAACAUAGUCUGCAUGCAAAAAAGAGAAUGCUCGUGCAAACAAUUUCAAGUGGAUGAGAUUCCUUGUCCACAUGCUAUGGCAGUAUUGGACUACACACACAUGGAAGCACCCAAAUAUUGUUCUGCCUAUUACACCAAGGAAUACUUCAAGAAGACAUAUGAAGUGCCAGUUAAUCCACUUCCAGAUGAAACUUCAUGGGACCUUCCAACAGAGGUGUUAGAUAAUGUGGUCCUACCACCGAUAGUGAAGGGCAAACCAGGAAGACCGACGAAGUCGCGACGCAAGGGACUUUAUGAAUAUUUGUACACUGAAACUGUUACAUGUGGACUGUGUGGUGCAUGUGUUAGAUAUUAG
Molecule: messenger RNA, 1209 nt
Organism: Nicotiana attenuata
Lineage: Eukaryota; Viridiplantae; Streptophyta; Magnoliopsida; Solanales; Solanaceae
Exons: 3
Coding region: 1-1209 (402 amino acids)
Molecular function (GO): zinc ion binding
Source: RefSeq, a predicted model, not a curated record